Messenger RNA from Plasmodium falciparum 3D7, 918 nucleotides. RefSeq names its product stevor. The coding region runs from base 1 to 918 and encodes 305 amino acids. Lineage: Eukaryota; Apicomplexa; Aconoidasida; Haemosporida; Plasmodiidae. The record is from RefSeq and is a predicted model, not a curated record. The transcript is spliced from 2 exons.
AUGAAGAUGUAUUAUCUUAAAAUGUUAUUGUUUACCUUUUUAAUAAAUACAUUAGUGUUACCACAUUAUGAAAAUCAUAAAAAUAACCAUUAUAAUGUAAGCCUCAUACAAAACAACACACAAAGAACAACGAUAAAUUCACGAUUAUUAGCACAAACACAAAAUAAAAAUCCACAUUAUCAUAAUGACCCAGAACUAAAAGAAAUAAUUGACAAAUUGAACGAGGAAGCAAUAAAAAAAUACCAACAAACUCAUGAUCCAUAUGAACAAUUGAAAGAUGUAGUAGAAAAAAAUGGAACAAAACAUGUAGGUGGACAUGUUUCUGAACCUAUGUCAACGAUAGAAAAAGAAUUAUUGGAAACAUAUGAAGACGUUUUUGGUGACAAAAAUCAUGUUAUGUUAAAAUCGGGUAGGUACCCAAAUGAUGAUGACAAAUCAGAUGAUUCAUCUUCAUGUGAAUGUACUGAUGUUAAUAAUACGAAAUUAGAAAAAACAAAAGGAAAAGAUAAGUAUUUAAAACACUUAAAACACAGAUGUAUAGGUGGAAUAUGUUCUUGCUCCGUUGGUAGUGCGUUCCUUACAAUUUUAGGUUGUGCAUUUGCAAAAUCUGCUGCCCUUACUGCCUUUGCUUCUUCAGAAAGCACUAAAACUUGUAUAUCCUCUGUUGCAAUAUAUAAUUUAUUUCAGAAUUCAACUAUGCUUUCAGCUCUUAAAACAGUUGGUGGAACCUGUGCAAAUGGUGCUCCUGAUAUAGCAGGAACUGUUUCAACGCUUGCUAGCGCCGCAUUUCCCCCUUAUGGUAUUGCGGCCUUGGUUCUACUUAUAUUAGCUGUUGCACUUAUAAUAUUAUAUAUAUGGUUGUAUAGAAGGAGAAAAAAUUCAUGGAAACAUGAAUGCAAGAAACAUUUAUGUAGAUAA